AUGGUGGGCACGCCACCCCCGGGAAAUCAAGCCGUGCUCGAUACACAGACGCUGACGGACCAGCUCAGACAGCUCCAGGUCCAACAGCAGCAGAUCCUGGCCAGCAACCAGGCCAUGACGAAUCGCUGCAAGCUACCCGAUUUCUGGGAUUUCUCGCCGGAAACCUGGUUCGUCCAGGUCGAAUCGCUCUUCGACUGCUACAACGUGCAGGACGACUCGAGGCGCUACAACCUCGUCGUGGCUGCGCUCAAGCCCGACGUCCUCAAGGAGCUGCUUGACGUCACCAGCAACCCGCCCACGGAUGGCAAGUACGCCCUCAUCAAGGCGAGGAUCGUCGAACGCUUCGCAAAGACGACCGACGAACGGCUGCGCAUGCUGUUCAGCGGCAUCAACACAGCGGGUAAGAAACCCUCUCAGCUCCUCUGGGAGAUGCGCACGCUCGCGGGGGCGAACAUGGCCGACAGCGCUCUCAAGGUCAAGUGGCUCGACCUUCUGCCCGGGAGCUCCCUUGCCGUGUUGAGCGUACUAGAUGGCACCACCUUGGACGAGAUCGCCAAGGCGGCUGACCGCAUGUUCGACCUCGUGCCGGUCUCACAAGCCGCGGCAACGACGACGUCACUCUCCGUGGCCGCACUCCACCCGUCGAGCUCACGCAACAACUCACCACACCGCUCGGACUCCAGCUUGGCCAAGGAGAUGGCCAACAUCACGGCUGUCAUGACGCAGCUGCUUGCAACAACCAAGCUGGUCCUGGAUGCAAUAGCACAGCGGCCCAACAGUGGACGAGGUCGUAGCCGCAGCCGAGGAGGUCCCAGCAGCCGAGGCCAGUCCCCAGCGUCCCAGAGUGGGUACUGUUAUUACCACCAGCGCUUCGGGGCCGAAGCGGUCAAGUGCACCAGCUCCUGCACUUUCCAAAAAAACUAG
Messenger RNA from Phymastichus coffea, 924 nucleotides. RefSeq lists its product as uncharacterized. The transcript has a single exon. The record is from RefSeq and is a predicted model, not a curated record. Bases 1 to 924 code for a protein of 307 amino acids. Lineage: Eukaryota; Metazoa; Arthropoda; Insecta; Hymenoptera; Eulophidae.